CAAGCCGACACAAACCGAAAAAUGUCCUCUGAAACGGUCGCCAGUCCCACCGAGGAACAGAGGGAGAUCCUGGAGUUCAACUUUAACAGAGUGAACAAACACCCUGACCCCGCCACGCUUUGCCUCAUUGCUGCCGAGGCGGGGCUAUCCGAGGAAGAAACCCUGAAAUGGUUCAAGAAGCGCCUGGCGGAGUGGAGGCGAUCGGAAGGACUCCCUUCAGAGAGCGGAUCUGUCAGAGACUGAU
Molecule: messenger RNA, 244 nt
Organism: Euleptes europaea (tarantolino)
Lineage: Eukaryota; Metazoa; Chordata; Lepidosauria; Squamata; Sphaerodactylidae
Gene: HOPX
Product: HOP homeobox
Exons: 2
Coding region: 22-243 (73 amino acids)
Biological process (GO): cell differentiation; regulation of transcription by RNA polymerase II
Cellular component (GO): nucleus
Molecular function (GO): DNA binding
Source: RefSeq, a predicted model, not a curated record